UAACUUGUGCAAUGAAAAAUUCUGCUUACAAUCACAUUUCUAAUUCACCCGUCAUCGAGUCAGCAAGAUGACGAAUUGCAAUAAGCUGUGGUUCCUUUUGCGAGCGCUUAUGCUAGUGGAAAUAGCUUGUGGAAAGCUUUGCUGGAUUGAUGAAAAAAUUCCAACGUCCAAAGUUGUGACCACGAUUGAGCAGAAGGAUGUGCCAUUUACCUACUAUUGUGGCUGGCGCUCGCAGCGUACUUCCGUUAAGACCAGUUGCGCCCAGAAUAAUUGCUACUUGGACUACGAAAUCCGACGGAAACCGACCUGUUGCGAGGGUUACUACAGCAAGAACUCGGAGUGCAUUCCCGUCUGCACAAGUGGCUGUGAAAAUGGACGUUGCAUCAAACCGGAAACCUGCACCUGCAGUGCGGGCUACUCCAUGAGGAACGGAAAAUGCGUUCCGGAUUGCGUGAACUGCUCCAAUGGGAAUUGCGUUGCCCCGAAUCAGUGCAUCUGCAACGCUGGCUUCGAGAUGAACGAGGCCGGAUUCUGUGUGCCCAAGUGCAAGGAUCCCUGCGUGAAUGGGAUUUGCAACGAGCGGAAUGAGUGUGUAUGUCAGCCGGGGUUUUAUUUCAACGAGCAGCUCGUGAGUUAUGGGCUGAAGAACGGUACUGUGUGUACCCCAAAGUGUGAUCGAUCUUGCGUCAAUGGUAUCUGUGCAGGGCGUAACGUGUGUGAAUGUCUAAUCGGUUACGAGUUAUCAAGAUCUGAUCCGUUCACGUGUAUUUCGGUGUGUGAUUCAAGUUGGUUAGAUUGCUCCAAAGGAAGAUGUACGGGUCCGAAUAGGUGCGAGUGUUUGCCUGGGUAUAGAAUGCAAGACCAUCGUUGCGUUCCAGAGUGUGUUCCAGGAUGUGUGAAUGGCGUUUGCAGUGAGCCUGGACAGUGUAUUUGUAUGGAAGGUUUCGAGAGCAGGAAUGAGUCACAUAUCUGCUCCCCUCUAUGUGAUCCACCAUGUGAAAACAGCGACUGUGUCAAACCAAAUGAGUGUCUGUGUAUGAAUGGAUAUCAUAGUAUCAACGGUAGUCUGUGUGAACCAUACUGUGAUCGACAAUUUGUAAAUCUCCACAACGGAAAGUGCAUCGCACCGAAUGUAUUGCGUUGCAACGAGGGAUUCACACUACAACAAACCGCCGAUUUACGCUUGGCCUGUCUGUCCAAGUGCGAUCCGAGUUGCAUUAACGGAACCUGCGGGCCACAAGGUACUUGCCAAUGUAAUUCCGGUUUUCAGCCGACGGCUGGAAGUUCGCACGAAUGCGAACCAAUUUGUGACCCGCCCUGUGAGAAUUCCUAUUGUGUAGCUCCGAACGAAUGUCGAUGUGACAAAGGUUAUCAAAAAACUCCGGACAAUCCUGACCUCUGCACUUUUUUCUGCAACCCUGAGGUAGUAGACUGUAACAUCGGCAACUGCACUGAUGUGGACACUUGCGAAUGCCGUGAUGGAUAUGACCUCAUUGAGGAUACCAAUUCAGGUAUUCUUAAGUGCAGUCCGAUUUGUCUAUCUGAUUGUAGAAAUGCAGAUUGUAUCGCCCCAAACACUUGUGCUUGUCAUUCCGGAUAUUUCGCAAGAAACGCUACCUUUUGUGACCCAAUCUGUAACACCACAUGCCUUAAUGGAUACUGUUCCACUCCGAAUGUUUGCAGUUGCAACACUGGUUUCAUUAUGACGAAUCAAGCGAACUGCGUUCCGUUUUGUGAUCCUGGCAAGUUAAAUUGUACCUUUGGAACGUGUACAGAUCCUGGUAAGUGCCUUUGCGACGACGGCUUCCAUCAGAUUGAAAGAGAAGGCCUAGUUCAUUGUGAUCCAGUCUGCGAGGAGCUUCCUAAUAAUACCAUCUGCAUUGCACCGGGAGAAUAUCGCUGCUUGGAUGGUCAUGAAUCCGGAAAGAAUGGACACUGCAGUCCUGUGUGUGAUGAUUGCACUAAUGGCACUUGUGUAGGUCCGAAUACUUGCCAAUGCAAUCCAGGUUUCGAGAUAGAUGAGACGAACUCGUGCAGUUCGAUAUGCGAAAACAAGUGCUCCGUUCAGACGGGAACCUGUUUAGAAUUACUAUGUUCGUGCAAGGAUGGUUACGACAACCAGGAAAGCAUCUACUUCUGUUCACCAAGCUGUAAAUCGUGUUCGAACGGGAGAUGCAUAGCUCCAGAGGAUUGUGAAUGUUUGGAUGGUUACGAAUUAUCUAACGUGACACAAAUAUGUGAACCGGUUUGUGAAAACUGUAACAGUGAGUGCUGCAUCGGCCCAGAGAUGUGUCAGUGUGCUGUCGUACAGGACCAAGAUCACACUUUAUUGGUCGUGUUAAUCGUUAUUGGAGGAAUUAUUUCCGUCACUUCAAUCGCUGCACUGAUUAAAUAUCUUAGUCGGAGAGGUAUCGAACACUCAUACGAGUGUAAAUAUGUUCCAACAACCGAUCAGGCAAUUCUCGAUGAGAAUAUAGUUGACGAAGAUUCUCUGAGUUCAAUUGAUAAGUGCACUACUGAACCAUGAAAGAUCUCCUAUAAUCACUAGUUGGAACACAUACUCACACAUACGCAUCGACAUAAUUAUUGUUAAUAGUCGGCACAUUAAAAUUUCAUCAGUGAUAGCGUUUAUUAAAAUCAUUAUACCUUCGGAAAUACCCCAGUGAGUUUUAAUUGAAAAGCUUUUUUCCAAAAUAAACAAUUAAAUAAUACGCCCCCCCCCCCUUGGGGAGGCCGAAGCAUCAAUCAACCAUCAAAUUAAUGGCUUUAUGCGAACGAGAAAUAAGCUCGCCCAUCCUCCACCAGCGACCGUGCCCUGCCUGUCUGUGUCAUAGUUUAUAAUCUCAUUCGAGACGAAAAUGGAAAUUCAUUAACCAAACCCAUCAGAUGGUAAUCAUGGCGGGGCAAAAAAGUAAAAGCACGGAGCACUCUAGAUCGGAGGCCCAGGGGGAGACAUUAGCCUUUUCUGCUAAAUUGAUAACGGAACAGGUGAAUUCGACUAGUAAAACUUCUGUUUGCUCACCAUCCGGAAUAAAUCACUCGAUUAAUGCUGCUAAGUAGAAUGAAACUUUACGGGAAAGCUCCCACAACUAUUUUUCCAUCAAUUUACUUUUUGUUAUUUUUACAGCUUAACAAUUGCUUAGUGUUUUUACUGAAAUUUAGUGUUACUGAAGCAUGAUGGGGAUAAAUACAAUACAUUUUCAUGAUAUGAUACUGACGCAAUCGACUAUCGAUUCUGGAUUAUCUCAGAGCUACUAUCUCCCCACUAGCUUACGUAUUUGUGAAACAUACCCUUAAAUUCAGAUUUUGGAACCUCCAAAUGCGCUGCUUGAGAUGGACACACGUCAAGGACUAUCCGUUGUAACGUGUAACGCUUCUCCUUUUCUGAAAGAUGAA
Molecule: messenger RNA, 3396 nt
Organism: Toxorhynchites rutilus septentrionalis
Lineage: Eukaryota; Metazoa; Arthropoda; Insecta; Diptera; Culicidae
Product: multiple epidermal growth factor-like domains protein 11
Exons: 4
Coding region: 68-2527 (819 amino acids)
Source: RefSeq, a predicted model, not a curated record